Molecule: messenger RNA, 778 nt
Organism: Rubroshorea leprosula
Lineage: Eukaryota; Viridiplantae; Streptophyta; Magnoliopsida; Malvales; Dipterocarpaceae
Source: the annotation of a GenBank genome assembly
CUUCAACCGCUCAACAAUCACUGCAAUACGUUAUAACUCUUCAAGCAUCAGCCUAAGAAUUCAAGCCAUGAUUUCCGGUGAGCUCGCUGGAAACUACUUUCUAGCUCCUGAAAGCCAAAUUCCAGUACCAGCUAACUUUGGCAUGAUGCAAAGCAAUAUACCAGCUUUUCAAUUCAACAAUUUCUUAAGCAACUUUCCCUACUCCCAGAUCUCCCCAACAAUUCAGGAAUUCACAUCACAGUCCUCAAGUAUCAGCAAUAACUCAACGUCCGAUGAAGCUGAAGAACACCAAAUGAGAAUCAUCGAUGAAAGGAAGCAACGGAGAAUGAUAUCUAACAGAGAAUCUGCCAGAAGGUCAAGGAUGCGGAAGCAGAGGCACCUGGAUGAACUUUGGUCACAAGUUAUCAGGCUUCGCAAUGAGAAUCACAGCCUCAUAGACAAAUUGAAUCAUGUAUCAGAGUCCCAUGACAGGGUUCUUCAAGAGAAUGCGCGACUCAAGGAAGAAGCAUCUGAUCUUCGCCAAAUGCUGACAGACCUGAAAAUUGGCAGUCCUUCACUGUUGCUUUGAGGGAGCUGAAGGAAGUCGCCUGUAACACUGCUCAACUCAGAGCUGAGUCCACAAUCCAAUCCAUGCUAGUUCUGUAACCUGUUUCUUUAAGAGGAGUCCUGUUUUUACAAUUCUGUGCUCCCCAGGUUGCCAUGGUGGUUAAACAAGUCUUUCCUUGUUUGAGUUGUAUGAGAUUAGAAACAAACUAUGCAAUAAUUAUCAGCUUUUAAU